Ascoidea rubescens DSM 1968 is the source of this 2781-nucleotide messenger RNA. RefSeq lists its product as uncharacterized. The record is from RefSeq and is a predicted model, not a curated record. Lineage: Eukaryota; Fungi; Ascomycota; Saccharomycetes; Ascoideales; Ascoideaceae. The transcript has a single exon. The annotation marks the transcript as partial.
GAUGCUGUUGCUGUUGCUGUUGCUGCUGCUGCUGCUGCUGCUGCUGCUGCUUCUGUUCCACCUUUGCCAUGUCCUUCUCUCGUCCCUCCAGCCAGGCCCUCUUGCUUCUCGACCAGAGAUUUGCCAGUCUCGGUUUCAGCGAAAUUGAUCUCUCUCAGUACCAUGAUCAAGACUAUCCAGCUUCCUCAGAUUCUCCAGAUGCUUCAAAUGCUCCAGCUCCUUCUUCGAGGCCCUCACACGUAUCCACCGAUGCUGACGAUAUUGCCAUCCAAAUCAGCAGCAGGUUCAACCACGACCUAGACGAAUAUUUGGCUACAAAGGACUCUGAUAAUGACUUUCCUUUGCCAAUUGCUCUUGUCUCAGACAACCAAUAUGCUACUUUGCACUCUCCUAUUCCCCAGCAUGGCGACAUCUACAGGUGCAUCUCAAUUGAUGAUUCCAAUUACAACCUGUUCAAUAUUGCCAAUGGCGCCGCUGCUAAUAACGAUUGUAGUUUAAUCGAUCGCGACAUCUUGAUAACUGAUAAUAACGAUAACGAUAACGAUAACGAAAAUGACAAUAAUAAUAACAAUGACAAUGACAUUGACAUUGACAUUGACAUUGACAAUAAACAAACAAAUACCAAAGCUGGUUUCUUCAAAAAUUUGAAAAAAGAUACCAUCUUGCUCAUAUUUUUUUUGAAUUCUCUCAUCUCGGUUAUCUGCUCAUUACCUUUCCAAAUCUAUAUGCUUGUCCAAAUCAUAAUCUUAUCUUCUCAAUACCUCAAAUCUAUCCAAAUCAACAAUACUCAAUCAGGUAACCCUCUAUUCAUCUCCUACUACACUGCAACAAAUUUCCUUAAAUCCUCAAACCCUGAUUCCUACACUGGAGCCAAUUUAAACAUAUCAAUCCCAAUAGACAUCUUUUUGCCUACUAUCAUUCUUAUUUUCUCAAAAUUAUACCAAGUAUUCCUAACCUUUUUAUCAAUCUAUUCUAAAAACGUAAUCCAGAUUUUUUUUCUAUUAAUUUACCUAAUCUUACUCUUGAUUUUUACUACCUUCUUAUACUCUCAAACUGCAAACUCUUUUACCCUCAACCCUAACAACUCCUCUUCAUCUUCAUUUACAACCUUAAAUCUUUGGUCUGAUAAUAUCAAUUCCCAUGACUUGAACACCUAUGACUCAAUCUUUAAAAUCUUCAGCUAUUUACUAAUAACCUUUUCAGCUUUAACCGUCUUGGUCCAUCUAUUCUUUUAUUUCUUUUAUGCUAAAAGCCUACCAGCCCGAAAAUCCUCUUUUUCAAUCGCUAUACCCUUCAAAAUGAUCCCCUUAUUAAAAACUUUCCAAUUUCAUAGAGCUUCAAUAACUAUAAGUUGCUUCACCUCAAUGGUCUUCUUAUCUCUAUUUGUCGACAUGUACCAACUAACCCCAUCAAGUAAAUUUACAAUUUUCCUAAUUCUUUUAUCCCCUCUCUACUUGUUUUUACAAGAUAUUGUUGUUUCCUAUGAAUUCUUUAUCGGCUCCUUCAUCUUUGGCAUUCUCUUCAAUUUAAUAUAUAUUCUCUUUGCUUUUCACCAAAUCUUAUUAAUCUUCAAACUCAGAUCAGUCCACCAAUACCCAAUCAAAUUUUUCAUUAUCAAGGUUUUCUUUCUUUUUUAUUUCCUUUUACUAUCUCUAAACAUCAUCAUGGUCAUAAAAGCCAUUUCAAACUUUCACAAAGGUUUAAAACCUUACACCACAAAAUCUUAUAACACUUUCUUUCAUUUUAAAUCUUUUAAUCAAAAUAAUAAUCAAAAUAAAUAUACAAAUAACAAUACCAAUAUUAACAUACAAUUAUCAACCUUUAUAAACACAAAAGAUCCUGUUCAAAAAAGUUUCUCAAUGAAAAAUUACCUCACCUCCCAAUUCUUCUCAAAGAGCAUUUUCUCAUCUAACCAAAAUUUAAUCCCAAAAAAUGACAAUCAAGAGAAGAAAAACUCUUCUAAAUCUUCCAAGUCCUUUAAAUCUUUUAAAUUUUCAAAACUUUUCUCCUUUUUCUCAAUUUUAUCCAUCGCCAUCACCAUCACCUUUAUCAUAUUCGAAUUCAUUUACUGUUACAAUUUGAAAGAUUUCACCCUCAAAAUGGGCCCGGCAAUUGAUGAUGUCUUUUACAUUAGUUUUGAUAACUUAUUAGACAUCUUCCUUCAAUUCCCAAGAAAGACAUUGAUUUCAAAUCUCUCUCUAUUAAUAUUUGGUGAAUUUUACUUAAUAUUUAUAUUCGUCUUAUAUUUCUUAACUUCAAAUAACAAUUCUUUCAAUUCAACUAUUCAAAUUUUUUUUUCUCUAUUACUUCAAGAAAAAAAAAAUUCGUAUGAUCUUAAAAAAGAUUUAAUCCUCGGCUUUAAAAUUCUCAUUAUCCUAAUCUCCGCUUUUCAACUAAUUUUCUCAAUGUGUCAAUACGGUCAAAUGAAUUUUGUUUAUUUUAUCUACAAUUUUAAUAAUAAUAAUUUCAAUCCAGGUUUAAAAAAUUAUAUCAUCACUCACGGCUUUGUUCUUAUUACUUUAUCCCUAUUGAGAUUUAUCAUUCAAAUUUAUUUAUUUACCUAUAAAGAAGAACUGAAAAAUUUAGAAAAACUAAAUUCAAAUCCACAAAAUUUAAAUAAUUUCCAUAACAAUAAUAAUAACAAUCAGCAAGUAAAAGAAGGAAACAAUGGUAAUGAUGAUUAUGAUGAUUAUGAUGAUAAUAAUGAUAAUGAUGAUAAUUUUAAUAUAACUUUGAUCGAAGAAAAAUACUCACUUAACGUUUUUUAUAAAAUGUUAAUUC